Engraulis encrasicolus (European anchovy) is the source of this 4858-nucleotide messenger RNA. Its product is annotated as mucin-2. The record is from RefSeq and is a predicted model, not a curated record. Lineage: Eukaryota; Metazoa; Chordata; Actinopteri; Clupeiformes; Engraulidae. Bases 332 to 2428 code for a protein of 698 amino acids. The transcript has 5 exons.
GCGCGAGGGUGGAGCUGCGUCCAGUGACGUGCACUUGGAAAAGGACACAAACGGUACUGUGCGCUGAGUUGCCCCAGAACUACGCGAAGUGCACGGACCGAUCCGACAAAAGAAGCUGCCAAAAAGUUGUCUCCUUGUGGAUCUAUAUGGUUUUUAAUACUUUCUUCCCCGAAUGAAAUGGUACUCUGUGUCACCAGUGGAAUUCCCUGUCAAUCAUCAUUUUAUGGAGAGGCCGUGUGUGUGUCAGUGAGUGUAGUAGUGUGACCUCAGCCUGCUGCGUGAGUUUGUUGUUGAUGGCCCCGAGAGUGUGCCACCCUCUGAGCCCCAUGCCAUGCCCUCUCAGCUCUUCUGCGGCCGCACGCCAGAGCUGCUGAUAGCCAUGGACGUCCAAGUGCAGCCCAGCCUCCACUGCCGGGUCAACGGGGGUCACGACCCCUCCGUGGGCGCCCGCGCACAGAUCUAUGAUGAUGACGCCCUGAAGCACCUGAGUCUGGAGGAGAAGGAGUGCCUGCUGUUCUUCGAGGAGACCAUCGACUCCCUGGAAGAUGGUUUCCAGGACAACCUGGACCAGGUGGAUGGGGCGGUGUCAUCCUCAGGUAGCAACACACCUGUGGAGGGACUCUCACCUGUGUCCGCCCCACAGAGUCCCAUCCAGGCAUCCACACCUGUCCCUCCGCAUCUGCACAGCCCUCGGGAUAACGACAUCAUCGACCUGGUUCACCCUCCUCCAUCUGACCACAUGGUGUUUCCAGCCACCAUGCCAGAUUUCCAAAGCCUUGCAGUGGCCCCCGAGACUCACUUUGAGAUGAAGGCCAAGCGGGACCACCUGGAGAACUUCCCCUCCGAGUACCAACAUCUCCCCCAAGCCAGCAGCAGCAGCAUGCCCUCCGCCCAGGGGCAAGAUGGGGGCAGCGUUGGUGGAGGUGCUCCUGGUGGUGGAGGAGGCUACCAGCCCCCGCCAGGUUCCGUCCCGACACCGGUGGUAAUCGCCCAGAAACUGGCCGAGAACCAGGGCGAGAACCAGGUCCUGCUGCCCUCCAUGCUGGCGAAACGCCGACGGAGCCUGGAGACAACGACCCGAGUUAUGAGCCCUCCCUCCCCUGUUGCUGAGCAGCCAGGCAAACAAGGGCCACCCACUUCCACCAAGCCCACCAUCAACGUGAACCAUCACAUGGUUGCCGUGGCAGCUGUGAAUGCGGCGCAAGAACGUCGGGCGCAAGCGCUGGCGAAUCUGGGCGCUGGAGCACCACACCCCAUGGAGGGUGGGGAGCCACCCUGCAGGAGGAACCUGCCCACGAGAAGUGUCUCUUUCCGGGACUCGGCUCCUGAGAAGUCCCACAUGGAGGCGUUGUCCAAGCUGGGCCUGGUGAGGACCAGAGCUAAGUCCAUCACCCCCACUGUGGAAGCCACCAAUGAACCUGAUCUACCUUUGGCAAAACCCAAGUCUCCAACUCCAACCCCAAUUGGGACAACAAGCACCUCAUCCUCAUCUUCAUCCUCGUCAUCCUCCUCUCCUAGCCCCACACUCAAGGCUGAAAUCCACACCGACUUUAACCGGUUUGGUGGGAAGUCAACAGUGGUCACGCCAUCACCGAUGACUUCGACAACUCCUGAUGUCCCCGCAUCCUUCAUCGUUCCACCGAGUGCGGAUGUGGUCUCCAGGGACUUCAACAGCUUUGGUGGGAAGACCAUCACAGUGAUCCCAGCAGCCUCCAACUCCCCUCCUCCUUCAGCUAGAACAACACCUCCACCACCCAAGGCCGACGCUCCAGCCUUCGAAACCAACAGCACCUACUACGGCGGUAGGACCAAGACCAUCAUCCCAGCCUCUGCCCUGGCUCGAGCAGAUGUUCCUGAUGGUUCAGUGCACACACCCCGCACACACACCCCAUCUCCACCAUCUACGAUCAGGGGAGAGAUCCCGAAUGCCCCUACUCCAACCCCUACUGUGCCAACCGCCACAUCCAACAGCAUCGGCCAUUAUGGCUGCAAGAGCAAAGUGAUCACACCCACCCUACCAGCAACAGCACUUCCCAAGGUGGUGGACCCACCGGCUCAGCUUGAAGCACCAGCGCCCAGGCCUGAUGUCCAGGUGACCCGGGGCAACAGCUUUGGCAGUCGGACACCGGUGGUGGUACCAAUGCCAGGUAUGAUAGCAGGAGGUACACGAGGCACAAAGUCGGCGACUCUUCCACCGACUGCUCCCAAGCCGGCGAAUCCCCACCGCACCACUAGGCUGCCAUCGUCACCACCACCAGAACCUGAGCCACGCCGCAGCAGCAUCAGUAGCAAACCGGGCAAGCCCUCGUUCCGAUCGCAAGGCAUCACUGUGCAGUUUUCGGGCCGCGGUGCCACAGACGAGUCCAGGCGGGAAGCGCUCCGUAAGCUGGGUCUGCUGAAGGACACCAAGGACAUGUCUUUGCUGUGACACACUCAGAGAUGCACAAACACACACACACCUUAUUAAGCUGUGUGUUGGAAAUUUAGUAUGGGAAUCAGAGCAACAAAUUGGCCUGUUCAAUGACAACGUGGACAUGUCAUUGCUGUGAUGCACACACACGCACGCACACGCAUAUGUCUGUCUGAACACAGCGUGGGAUUGACAGCAAUCGGAAGAGAUGAAUGCAGUGUUCAGGAAAUGUCUAAGAAAAAAUCAGAAGGUCUCACUCCUUUGAUGUUUGGUGUUUGAUAGUAAUUUAACUUUGAAUGGUGAAGAAGGAGAAUAUUCAAAAAUAAAGGAGUAUAACCGGUUUUAAGUCACUUUGAGGCGAAUGCAACAGAACAAACAACAGACAGCAAUCUGGAUAGAGAGGGGCCUUUAAGACUCUUGAGAGCAGUAAGUGCCUUUCGGACGUUAGGAUGACAAUCAGUGUGCAGUCAUUGGGGAAGAUGUGAUUGUUUUUUGACACCACCACUGGAGAGAGAGAGACGCCAGGUGCCCUCUCAUUGUGAACUCUUGAGAACCGCUGAGUAGAUAUUUUUCAUGCUUUAUUAGAUGGCACUACUUGACCCUACUGUUUUUUUUACACAGUUAACAUUUUAUCCAGAGUGCCUUACUUGUGUUGAACUGGAUACAGGGAUAGUCACUGGAACAACUUGAGGUUAGAUAAUGUCUGUGUUAAAGCUCAAGGUUGAGGGAGCCGAGAGACAACCAACAACCAAAAGAAGACAGCCAUUCUUUGAGAUACCUACCACCUAGGCUACAUUUUUUCCACUCUGGUACAUGACAUUGAACCUGUGUCCUUAUGAUUCCAAUGACCAAGCGGUUACGCAGCGCUAUUCAGACAUGCCGCUAUUCAGACAUUGAUGUAUAUUGUCUGAAUACCGGUGUGCGAGAUCAACGUGGGAGUUCGAUUAACUGGGGAUGAUAUCCAGCGCAACUACAUUUACCUUACGCAGUUGUGGUCCGAUUCGAGCCUAAUGUUGUUUCAUGUUAGGGGUGACAUGCACCGUGAGGCUCGAAUGGGUAAAUGUAGUUGUGCUGGUUUUAAACAGGUGUUGGUCACGUCAUCCCCAGUUAAUCGAGCCCCAUGCUGAUCCCGCACACCGGCACCAAAAUCUGCCAAAUCUGUGGCUUGUGCUACGUUGCUCAGGUCUUAUCAGUUUAGGGAGAGUGCAAACAGUUACCCUAACCCUAACCCUGGACCUGACCCUAACCCUACGAUAUGUUUGAUGUCUGAAUAGCGGUAUGUCUGAAUAGCCCUUGCCCCCCUGACCAAGCCCCUAACAAAAAGGCCACAGCUGUUCCUGCACCUCUAUCGCACAGGAUCUGCUCUUCCUCUUCUCCCCAUUGGAUAUUUAUAAUCUUUAUGUGUCUUCUUGGCGCUUUGAACAUCUGGGCCUGAAUUACGCCUAUUAUUUUUUGGAAACUCAUCUGCCUGGAGCCAAGAUGUCUGGCACUCUUUGGAUCCAAAAUGGCACCAAGAUCUCAUGAGCACCAACUUUAAAAUUACAAUCCUUUGUGUAAACUUUUUUUCUGUUUCCUUCCUCGCGACUGUGAACAGCGCUGGGUGGUGACACGCUAUUGCUAUCCCAAACCUUAGCUAGCCUAGCAUUGAUCCAGCACAUGUCUUUGGGAGUCUUGGGGUUUUUUUGACAGAGAAGGACAUUUUCAAUGGGCAUUACACCACCAUAUGUGAGUCUUCAGUGUGAUUUGGGAUUAUGUAUUUAAUUGAUGUUAUGGAUAGCCAGCCUUGAUUUUGAUUUUCAUUUGAUUUUUUGUUUGAUCGGCCAGUCGAGUAAGAGAGCAAUGUUAUGUAAUGUUGUACAGUACACAUGUUAUAAGUUUUGGCUAGCACUACAAACAAAUACUGAAACACUACCAGUCAUCUAUGCUACCUGGGACACUUUGAGAGGGAAGAUACAAAACGUGAAAACUGAUUACUUAAGAGAUAUUUUAACCCCUUAAGACAGCAUUAUGAAUUAGCUGUUACCAUUAUGGCAAUGACCAAGUCGUAAUGUAUUACUAAAGGCCCCGUGCACGGUCAUAGUAGUGUAGUACCAUAGUAGUCAACUUUCAAUGUCUAUUACGGCGUGCCACAGGAGGUACGACAUGCAUUAAGGGGAUAAGGUCAGGCCUUGUACUCAUAACAGCUAGCAAAAGCCACUGCUUACUUGGGGAGCGUACCUAUGUUCCCUGGGUUCUAUGUUCCCCGGUCUUUGUAUGGGACAGGGGAGCUUAGGACUCUUUUUUCCAAAAAAAGGGUUCCAUGUUCCCUGCAUUUUAUCUAACCGAGUUUUCAAAUUGUGCCCUUCCCAAAACCAUUCCUAAACCUCACCUGUCAGUAAUGCAGUGUUUCUGAGUUGUACAUUUUGAAAAAGGGGUCCUAAGUUCCCCGCAUUGUAUUUAACCCUUCCC